UUCACCAAAUAUUCCAAAGAAUUCUCUGAGCACACUUUGAAGCGCUAGCUAACUAACUUCGACUGGCUGCUUUUGAGACAUUUUAUUCCCUUUUUGCUUGAACAAAAUGGUAUCGUUCACCCGAUACAGCACAAAAGAAGAAGAUACAUCAGAGGAGGGGGAGCUUGAAAGUGAAGACGAUGGAGACUCAAGAGGAGAGAGUUUUCUCACAGACGAAGAGGAAUUUGUUCCAGAUGAGGAUUUUGAUGAUUACCAACAGGAUGAUGAAGAGUCUAGCACCUCUUCUGGAGGACAAGAUGCCAGCCCCCCUGCUGAAGAGCUUAACACCGCUCCUGCAGGACAAGAUGCCAGCCCCCCUGCUGAAGAGCUUAACACCUCUUCUGCAGGAGAACAUGCGAGGGCCGCUGCUGAAGAUACUACCACCUCUGCUGCAGGACAAGAUGCCAGCCCCUAUGCUUCUACAGAAAGAGAGCAGCCUCCCCAGCGUGGGAGAGAUCGUAGACAGACUAGACGACGAUCUCCUUCUCCACCACACAGCAGGUCACAGGGAUCCAGGUCCAAACGUGCACGACGUUUAUCAAGUGGCUGGACCAAAACCACAUCUGGAUCUCCUCGUAAGCCUAAACCAGUAUACUCAGCCACUUCCUGGAAAACUGAGGAAGAUCCUGAUGUAUGUCCAGAGCGAAGAAAGUUUGUCCCAGCAAGACCCCCCGGACAUAAACUGAACCCGGACAAAACGUACACACCGAUGGACCUUUUCAAACUGUUUUUCAGCAAUGAAGCAGCUCUAACCAUUUGUCAUCACACAAAUAAACAAGCUGCUAAAAACACUGCAAAAGGAAAAAAAUAUCCAUGGACUAACAUCACCAUGGAGGAGUUUUUCAGGUAUGUGGGACUAACUUUCUUUGUAGCAUUGGUGAAACUGAGUACGAUCAGAGAUUACUGGAAAAAAAACACAAUUUUCAGUGUCCCUUUUGCAGCCAAUAUCAUGACACGGGACAGGUAUCAGGUGAUAUCUUGGAACAUCCACAUGAGUGAUCCUGAGGAAGAUGUUGAGAAUGAUAGAAAGAAAGGGACACCAGAUCAUGACCGCCUGUUUCGACUGAAGCCCCUCCUGGACACCAUCAAAAAUGCUUGCUUAGCAUAUUACCACCCCAGGCAGAACCUUGCGAUUGACGAGAGGAUGGUGGCGACAAAGGCCCAUACUGGAAUGACACAACACAUGAAAGCGAAGCCGAUCAGAUGGGGUUUCAAGCUCUUUGUUUUGGCUGACAGCAGCAAUGGCUACACUGUGGACUUUACUGUGUACACUGGAAAGUCACAGUUUGUCUCAGGCGUUGGACUUGCAUAUGACUCUGUGAUGUCCCUGAUGAACAAAGAAUAUCUGGGCAGUGGCUUUCAUCUGUAUGUGGAUAAUUUCUACACCAGUUCAAAACUCUUCAAGGAUCUGUUUAGCCUGAAUGUCGGAGCAUGUGGCACAUACAGAGGCAAUAGAAAAGAUUUCCCCCACACAGACUCAAAUGCGCUGAAGAAAAAUGCUCCUAGAGGCUCCAUCAGGUGGAUCCGUGAAGGCCCACUGGUUUUUGUGAAGUGGAUGGACACACGUGAGGUCUCUAUCUGCUCUACAAUCCACCCGGCAUUCUCUGGAAACACUGUGAAGAGGAGAGUCAAAACACGGGGUAGCGAAUGGACCACAAAAUGCAUUCCAUGCCCAACACCUAUUGGGGAAUAUAACAAGCACAUGGGCGGUGUUGAUAUGUCUAACCAGCUGAUACAGUAUUACUCUGUACGUCACAAGAGCAUGCGCUGGUACCGGACCUUGUUCUUUCACUUCCUGGACAUUGCAGCCACAAACAGCUACCUCCUCCACAAGGAGCUUUGCAGAGAGAAGAAGGAGGAACCCAUGAGCCACAAGGACUUCCUGCAGGAGCUGACAGCCCAGUUGUGUGGUGUCACAGUUAAAACCCCUCCUGCCCAGACACGCAGUAGCCACGUACCUGUGGCUAUUGCUGAAAUACUUGAUGUAAGCAGGAAGGCCUCAUAUGGACGAAGGUCCUGCGUAAACUGCAGACAGACCAGGAAGGUCAAACAGGCUACCCCCUGGAAAUGUAAGGAGUGUGAUGUGUCCCUCUGUGUCAUUGCAGACAGGAACUGCUUUGAGGCAUGGCACAGCUAACGUUUUGGACAAAAAGGAACUGGGACUUGACUAAAAGAACUGUAAAUAGUUUUUAAUCUGUGUUGGCUACAAUGUUGGUUUUUCCCCACUGAUCACCAAGGCCUUAGUCUGGCUCAAUGGAUGUACAUUGUGGUAGAGUUUUGGCAAACUAAAAAGUAGCCUAGAUUGGCAACCUGUGCCAUCACGGCACUAAAUCCAACUUGUAUCGCAGGCGGUGUUCGCCAGUAGCGUUACUAGUUUAACCUCUUCUCAAUAGCGUCGCUGUUUUCUGAAUCACAUAGCUUUUCAGUAGCAUAGCUCUGUUAUUGAUCAAGUAGCGCCGUAGCAUCCACAUAAGUUCGUACGUUUCCCCGAGCUUUUCUGAAGCUCAAACACAGUGGAGCUAUCUUGAAAUAAAACUAAAACUGUGCUGCCGACAAGGAAAUGAGAACUGCCACCAUGUGGUCUUGAAUCACUACACUCUCAUUAUGGGCUCUCUCAUCACUCUCACUCAGGAGCGGCUGAGAUAAGUGCAACACCUAGUUGUAAAUUUUGGAACACUGAUCCAGUCCGGUGUUUGGCUUGCUAUCAAACCAGUAUUAAUUAACACCAGCCCUAAUUGACCGUUCACUAAGCCCCGCCAUCCUUAGUUACUGUUGCUACGCCUGACAAGCUUUCGUGCCUGGCACGUCUAUUAUAGUAUGUAUGCACCGGUGUCAGACAUUCCCAAGGAGAUAAUUAGUAAUUUUUGGCAAACAGGUGAAAUAUCUGAGAGAGCAAGACAAAUGGGACUGCAGUAUGCAUUCGAGGGAUAUAUCCACGACAAAAUAUGCAACCGAUUAGUGAAUAAUUUCAUCAAAAUUGAAGCUAAACCCUAUAGGUCAUGCCUCAUACGCUGACUAUUCAAAUGGAAACACACAAAUUGAGGAACAGCUAUGUUCAUGCACAGCAGGGGAAGUGAAAUUUGAAAAUAAUCGAAUAAUUAAAGCUGCGAGCAGCGAUGGACGGGC
Molecule: messenger RNA, 3165 nt
Organism: Perca flavescens (yellow perch)
Lineage: Eukaryota; Metazoa; Chordata; Actinopteri; Perciformes; Percidae
Product: piggyBac transposable element-derived protein 4
Exons: 2
Coding region: 107-2176 (689 amino acids)
Source: RefSeq, a predicted model, not a curated record